CGCCCGAGUGGCCCCCCCGCAACGGCAGCGCAGGCAGAGCCUGGGGGGGCCCCCUACAGAGCGGAGCCCCCGCCACCACCAACAGCACCGACCCAUUGGGACCGCAGCUGGAGCCGCCCAGGGGGGGCCCGGCCACCGCCGACCCUACGUUGGGGUGCAUGGGGUGCAGCGGAGAGGGGGCCCCCAGCUCCGUGCCCCCCAUGCCCGAUGCAGCCCGGGACCCCCAGCUCGGCGUCACUGCGCCCAGCGAUGGCGAUGGCGGCGCGGUGGCCCUGGGCAGCCCCGAGGAUGUCGGCAGUGGCGAGCAGCCCACCAGGGCCGGCGUUGGGCCCACGGAGGGGCUGACACCGGGCCCCCCCGGCCUCCCCAGCCCCAGCCUUGGCCUCUCCAGCUCUGGGCCCAACCUUGACCUUCCCAACCCCAGCCUCGGCCUCCCCAGCCCCAGGCCCACCCCUGACCGUCCCAUUCCCAACCCCAACCCCGACCUUGAUCUUCCCAACCCCAACCCCAGCCCCGGUAUUCCCACUCCCAACCUCGGUCUUCCCAACCCCAACGUCGCCCUCUCUAGCCCCAGCCCGGGCCCCGGCACCGAACCUGACCUUCUUCCCGUGGCCGAAGACUCGGAGGUGUCCGUGGAGCUCCCCCAGCCUUCCUCCAGCCCGGCCCCGGCGCAGAGGGCCCGCGGCCGCACGGACCGCACGUGGUUGGGCGCUCCGGAGUCCAUCACUGCUGCCCCGGGCACAGCGGAGCCGCCCGAGAUCAUCGACGUUGACUACUACGAUGUGUUCGAUGGCGGCGAAGGGCCCGGGGGCGGCCGUGGGGCGGGCGGCGCGGCGCAAAGGGAACCGGGCGGCGCGGCGACGCCGUGGGGCCUCCACGAGCUCUACGACGACUUCACGCCCUUCGACGAGGCCGAUUUCUACCCCACCACCUCCUUCUACGCCGAAGGGGAUGAGGAGGAGGAGGAGGAGCUGGAGGAGGACGAGGAGGAAGAGGAGGAAGAUGGCGGCCUGGAGGAUGAGAAUGGCUACAGGCCGCCCGCCUCGGCCGCGCCCCGCGUCCCGCCGCCCCCCAGCCCCACGGAGGGGACCCCCAUGGCGCGGCCGAGGCCCGGGGAGCGCGCGGUCCCGGAGAACAGCAGCGAGUGCCGGAGCGGCUACGUGCGGCACAACAGCUCGUGCCGCUCCGUCUGCGACCUCGUCCCCAGCUACUGCCACAACGGCGGCCAGUGCUACCUGGUGGAGAGCCACGGCGCCUUCUGCAGGUGCAACAUGCAGGACUACACGUGGCACAAGGGGACGCGCUGCGAGGCCAUCGUCACCGACUUCCAGGUGCUGUGCGUGGCCGUGGGCUCGGCCGCGCUGGUGCUGCUGCUGCUCUUCAUGCUCACCGUCUUCUUCGCCAAGAAGCUCUACCUGCUGAAGACGGAGAACAGCAAACUGCGCAAGACCAAAUACCGCACUCCGUCCGAGCUGCACAACGACAACUUCUCGCUGUCCACCAUCGCCGAGGGCUCCCACCCGAACGAUGACUCCAGCGCACCCCACAAGCUGCAGGACCCGCUGAAGCCUGGCCUGAAGGACGAGGAACCGCUCAGCAUCCUCAGUGCCGCGCCGGAGGAGGGCAGCAAGGGCGAGCCAGGGGGCUGCGGGGUGCCCUGCCUGCACAACAACCUGGGGUAGGGCGGGGGGGUGACACAUUUGGGUGGCAUUUGUACAGAGGGUCCCAUUCGUGGCUGCGCCGUGUCGUCGGGUGUUCGCUUUGUGCUCUGUGUCUAUUGCUUGGGUCCGUUCCGCGCUGUGAUUUCUAAACCUUUGCUGUUCCGCCACUGACUUUUUUUGUACUUUUACCCCCCAACACUUUUUUUGAAAUACGAGUGAAAACAACAACAAAAAAAUGGAAGAU
This is a messenger RNA of Numida meleagris (helmeted guineafowl), 1905 nucleotides long. It is a transcript of the gene CSPG5, whose product is annotated as chondroitin sulfate proteoglycan 5. Gene Ontology annotation, biological process: nervous system development. Lineage: Eukaryota; Metazoa; Chordata; Aves; Galliformes; Numididae. The record is from RefSeq and is a predicted model, not a curated record.